AUGCCACAUCCGACACAAAAGACAGCCCCGGCACUUUUUACGACUCGAUCGACUCGGCCGAAUCGAGCGAGCUACAAAAUUUCUACACGGCGACAUCUGUGGCUGGCAACAAGCCUUGUAGACAGAUACAUAUUCCAGCUUUUCCAGCUGGGUUUCCCUAACGCUUCUUUAUUAUUUUCUUACCAACGAGAGAAGGCUUAUGACGACGUAAUAAUGUACGAUUUCGCUAGGCAAGUCCUCGAGCCCAGGUUUAAUGGAAUGCCAUGGCAGGACAAGCACCCUCUGGCGACGGAACGGGUGGAUGAUGAAAUGGGAAUGCGAACGAAAAAACACAAAAGGGCAAGGAAAUGGAAGAGGGAAUGGAAUUUGGAAUCAAAGCAUCGCGCAAGACACGUAGUCCACAUUGCGAAGAUGGGCCAUGUGCCAGAACAAAUAUCUACCUCGUUUAGAGACCUAGUACUCUUUCCAGCUAGUUCUUGCAGUGGCAUUAUGCCAUGGGUAGACGAAGAGGCAAAAACAAAACAGACAGGAUCAGUUUAUUGGUCGGCCCAUUGGUUUUAUAUCAUGGCUUUUUUACCCUCCUUUUUUUCGAACAUGUUUCUUGCUUCGCGUAUGGUGGUCUUCUUGUUGCUUCCAUUCCAAUAA
Messenger RNA from Colletotrichum lupini, 645 nucleotides. RefSeq lists its product as uncharacterized. NCBI's taxonomy places the organism in Eukaryota, Fungi, Ascomycota, Sordariomycetes, Glomerellales, Glomerellaceae. The transcript has a single exon. The record is from RefSeq and is a predicted model, not a curated record. The coding region runs from base 1 to 645 and encodes 214 amino acids.